AUGGUCUCCGCUCUGCGUCACUCCAUCGCCAUGUUCUCAUCCAGAACCCCUCCCUCUAUCAUCCGGUCUCUGUAUCAACAGCGAAAGGCCUCGAAACACACGCUCGUGCUCAUCCGUCACGGCGAGAGCGUGUGGAACAAGCAGAACCUCUUCACAGGCUGGUACGACGUGCAGCUCUCGGACAAGGGCAACCAGGAAGCAGCGGCUGCGGGGCAGCUGCUUAAGCAGGAAGGCUUCACUUUUGACGUCGCCUACACGUCGUAUCUCAAGCGGGCAAUCCGGACUCUGUGGCACGUUCUCGAGCAGACGGAUCAAAUGUGGAUCCCUGUGCACAAGACGUGGCGACUCAAUGAGCGCCACUAUGGCGCCCUCACGGGUCUGGACAAACAGGCGACGGUCGAGAAACACGGCGCGGAAAAGGUCCUCGAGUGGCGUCGGAGCUACGACAUUCCGCCUCCAGAGCUGGAUCCUGCGAGCGAGUUCUAUCCGGGCAACGACGUCAAGUACCGAGCUGUGCCAAAGGCCCAACUGCCCUUGGCCGAGUCGCUCGAGCUCACGGCUGCUCGCGUGUUGCCGGAAUGGCACAACACGAUCGUGCCCAGCAUCAAAGCGGGCAAGAACGUGGUGAUUGCGGCGCACGGCAACAGCCUCCGGGCGCUUGUGAAGCAUCUGGACGACAUCUCGGAAGACGAGAUCACGGGGCUCAAUAUCCCCACGGGGGCACCGCUCGUGUACCACUUGGACGAAGACCUCAAGCCCGUUCCGCACCAAGACGCGAUUGCACCCCUCAGUGCCUUUUACCUCGGCGACCAAGACGAGAUCCGCAACCGGAUCCUUGGCGUCAAGAACCAGACAAAGUAA
This is a messenger RNA of Peronospora matthiolae, 861 nucleotides long. NCBI's taxonomy places the organism in Eukaryota, Oomycota, Peronosporomycetes, Peronosporales, Peronosporaceae. The record is from the annotation of a GenBank genome assembly.